CUGCUAACUGGUUACCAGCCGCUAUUAUACCGCUCGGCUGCUAAUCAUGCUACUUCAGUACUAACGUAAACCUUGGAUGAAAACGGUGCUUGGGGGGCUUUAUUUAGUUUGUAAAUCGCGUCGUUGGAGUUACCGUGUGUAUCCGCCGCCGUGCUAGCUAGCUUGUAAUGUUAUUAGAGCGGCUACACGUAAAACCGCCACGACUCUUUUCUGCACGAUGCAGUUAACAGCGAAACUAGCGGAGGUAACGCUAGCUAACUUGGCUAACUAGUCGAGGAGAUUUUGUUCAGUUAGCGCGUAAUGGACUUGUUGGCUCAGGGCGUGUGUGAGAUAACAUUUUAAUCCAAGCUGUGCAACAGCCUGCGGGCUGGAGUUUGAAGCGUUAAUGUUUUAUAUUUAGCCGCCGCGGCUAACGGUAAGUUAGUUGCUGCUACGGUUAGCCUGCUAAAUCGGUAUGCUAGGUCAACUAAGGUUUGCCUGGAAGUUGAGCCAUGCUAACGUGUAGCCCCGCUCGCAGAAGCCUGGUUGUUUUGGUUAAACGUGUGAGCGGAGUGUUUUUUUCAUGGACCUGAGAGUUGUGCCGCUAACCAACCCGCCGUAAACCACUGGUAACUUAACCGGCGGCACGUGCUCGCCAGUUUAAACGGCAUCCUCGUGCUUGCAACUUUUUUUUUUUUUUUUUAUCUGCGCCGAAGCUCGCGGCAGCUGAUGAGCCGGGAUGGUGCGAUCUGAGCGGAUCUCAUUGGUGCCGACAAUCUGCUGCAGAGGAGAGCGCACCAGGAUGAGGAGACUGUAGGCACCGCCGUAGUAUGGCCGCGUCCCGUUCCUCGCGUGUCACAAGGUCAUCAGUGGGGCUCAAUGGAUUGGAUGAGAACUUUUGUGGUCGAACUCUCAGAAACCGUAGCAUCGCCCAGCCUGAGGAGACUCCGGCGUCACCUCUUCCCCGGGCCCGAUCACCCAAGAAGAAGCAGGAGUCGAAGCAGGAGUCGAAGCACGACGCCAAGCAAGAGUCGAAGCACGACGCCAAGCAAGAGGCAAAGCAGGGCACAAAGCAGGAGUCCAAGCAGGACUCGAAGCAGCAGGACGUCAAGCAGGAAUCAAAACAGCAGGAGUCCAAGCAGGAGUCCAAGCAGCAGGACUCGAAACAGGACACGAAGGUCGCCAAUCAGGACUCGAAGCAGGAGGCCAGCAGCGAGUCGAAACAGGAGUCUAAGCAGGACGCUAAACAGAAUACGCAGCAGGAUGAAAAGCAGAACACUCACUCACAGGUCGGCUCACAGCAGAGCACGUUACAUGAAAAUGUACUGGACACUAACGCUGCUGCAAGCGAGGCUGAACAAUGGACUGGCUCCAGGAAGCGGGGCGUGUCCUGUAUAGAGAGGGACGUCAGCCCAGAAAAGUCAGAGAACUGUGAUAAAGGGAAGAGGGCACAAGAUGCUUUUCCUCAAAUUAAAAGGGCCAAACGCUGCUCCCGCUCUGGAGAGUCUCAGGGACAGGAGGAGGACCCCGAGAGUCUGAAACCUGAAAGUCCAGUCUCUUUACCAGAGCCCAGUAAGGAAAACAGUUGUGAAGAACUACCCAGCCAAAACUCUGCCAACACAGACCCUGCCUCGCCUGUCCUCGGUAAGCAGGCGGGCGAGCUGCCGGGGAGGACGGCGGAGGAUGGGCGUCUGGAGUGCGACGGGCCAGCAAAGCCCCCGAACGAUCACAAGGCCUCUAAUGGACUCAGAGAAAACAAAGCAGAUGAGUCUGACACGCUCGCUGAAGAGCCUCGUGCAAAUCCCGCUUCUGCCACAAACUGCCCGUCGCUGCUCAACGGCAGUCAGACGGGGGCGCCCUCGUUCCCCGACCCCGCCGUGCCUUGUAGAAACUCUGACCCGGGGCAGAUGGAGGUCUCUGGCUCAGAAGUAUUGCCAGCCUCCUCUGUACCUACAUGUGAGGGUGCUCCGGUGGAUCCUGUCCCCGAGUUGAUGGUGGCGAAGGAACAGGAGGCGGAGGAGAUGGAGGUGGACGUGGUCGGCGAUCCGUUGUGCUUGGCUCACGAGGAGCAGGUGACGGAGAGCCCGAAAGACGCCAAUGGCCGAACUCCAACGCCGGUGCAGGAAGCUGCUGCCGCCUCCGCCUCCUCCUCCUCCGCCUCCUCCUUCACCAUCAACAUGAACAGUAGUCCAAUCAACAACAACAGCAACUCAGGAGAAACUACACCCCCUCUAACAAAAUCCCCCUCCCCCACAGAGCCAGGGUGCAACCCCUCAAUACCCAACAUGUCCCCCUCUUUCACAGAACUCUAUGAACAUAGAUACACCUUGCGGACCUCACCCAGGAGGGCUGUGUCUGGCGGCAAAGCCUCCUCCUCCUCCUCUUCCUCCUCCUCCAAGCCCUGCUCCCCCCCCAGAGACAACGGCCCCCUGAAGGAGGAGGGGGAGGUGGUGGGGGUGCUGCAGGAGGACUGCCCCGCCGGGGAGGACCCUGCACCCUCAGACUUUGUUGGCCCCUCCAGCGAGGAGCCGGUUUCCGUUAACCCUGGAGAGCGGGCGGCCGGGGAGGACGGCGGCUCCGUGGAGGGCAGAGAAGCAGAGGGCAACCAGAAGCUGACGCAGAGCCGGGCUGCUGAGGAGGAGGAGGAGGAGGAAGAGGAGGAGCCUGACGUGUAUUACUUUGAGUCGGACCACCUGGCUCUAAAACACAACAAAGAUUAUCAGAGGCUGCUGCAGACCAUCGGCGUUCUGGAGGCCCAGCGCACACAGGCCAUCCUGGACCUGGAGACACUGGCACGUCACCAGAGAGAGGCGCUCUCUGAUCCCAUCGGCUUCGUGGAGCAGCUGCAAAAACAGGUGAAUCUGGGCUUGCCGUGUCCUCAGCGUGUGGUCCAGCUCCCGGACGUGGCCUGGGAGCAGUACACCUCGGGCCUCGGCGACUUUGAGAGGGAGUUCUGCGACAAGAAGCGCAAGACCCGUCGAUUGAAGUUGAUCUUCGACAAAGAAGCCCCAGAGAGACUCCUUUGCCAUUCCACUUCAGGUUUGCCUGUUAGACCAAAAAGUCCCCUCGAGCCCAAAAAGGAAGCGGAGGCCUCCACGGUGUACUCGUCUUUACCCACCAGCGACGCCCCGGAGAACGGCCGACAGACACAGAUGAUCAGGGGGAGGAUUUGUCACCCAAACAAGCCUGACACAUUUAACCAGCUGUGGACCGUGGAAGAGCAGAGGAAGCUGGAGCAGCUACUCGUCAAGUUUCCGCCUGAGGAAGUCGAGUCGAGAAGAUGGCAGAAGAUUGCCGACGAGCUGGGAAACCGAACAGCGAAACAGGUUGCCAGUAGAGUUCAAAAGUAUUUCAUCAAACUGACUAAAGCUGGCAUCCCCGUGCCUGGAAGAACACCCAACCUCUGCAUGUACACUAAAAAGGCGUCCAGUAAGAGGCAGCACCACCUCAACAAACACCUGUACCGCCCCUCCACCUUCCUCACGUCGUACGAGCCCCCGGUCUACAUGGACGAGGACGACGAGCGCGCCGCGUACUUCAACAGCGCGCAGGACCCCUCUGCGGACGAGUCGGACGAGGAGAGCAUUCCCCCGGAGCUCCGGAAUCUGCCGGAGUACAAAGAGCUGCUGGAGCUGAAGCGGUUGAAGAAACACAAGCUCCAGGAGAUCCAGGAGGACAAGGCGGCGGUGCGGCACGUCGGCUUCAAGUGUGACGUCUGCGGCAUGGAGCCCAUCCAGGGAGUCCGGUGGCACUGUCAGGACUGUCCGCCCAACAACUCGGUGGAUUUCUGCUCCAGCUGCUCCGACUGCCUGUUCAAGACGGAGACCCACAAGCCGAGCCACCAGCUGGAGCCGGUGCAGCAGGCCGAGCCCUUCCUGGACAGAGACUACUGCCUGCCUCAGAGCGCAGGCUACAACUACCUGGACCCCAACUACUUCCCCGCCAACAGAUGACAGGGCCGGCGGCGCCCCUAGCUCCAGGCUCUGUCCACCUGUCCCACAGGCCACUCUGUGCAUGGCUCCAUCCUCCAAGUCCAAGAUAACCGCUUAACCCGCCGCCGCCGCCGGGCAGGACGGCCAGCAGCGGGCGCCGCGCCGCUGCUGGGGUGGGGGCGCCGUCGGUCUCCCACCUCCCCGACCGGAGCGAGAGAGCGGCCCCCGAGGGAGGGGAGGGGGCGCCCACUCCACCUCAGCCAGGUUACUGAACGGACACGCGAUUAGAAACGACGCGCUGUUUUUAAAACGACAGAAACAAAACGAAACCCAGAAGGCACACGACAUUCCUGAGCUCUGUGACUCCAGGAGGGCUGUCCCACGUCUCUCCACCCCCCCCUCCACCCUGCGCCGCUCCCCAGGCGGAGAGGCGUGUUGUUAACCAGCGUGAAGCAGUGGACUGAGGAACGCCGCUGGUCUGUAAGUGUGUAUGUGGUCUCCGUGUUAUGCAAGAGUGGCAAAAAAAAAAGAAAAAAAAAAUGUCCUAGCUAGGUAUCCGUAGAUCGAGUAUUUAUGAGUCGCAGCGUCCAGCUGGGGGCGCUGCGGGCGGAGUCCGGGUGGAGAACACAGUGAGCACCGUGUGGUAGCAUGGAGCCACUCCCACACACACACACACCGUCACACAACGCUGCUCUACCCAUUCACCUCUCUCUCUCUCUCACUCACACACACACACACACACACUCACACACACACUCGCUCAUCUCCAUUUCCUUUCCCUUUGCUCUCUCCACUAAAACAUGUCUAACAAUGAAGCACUACAGCCGGAGAGCUUCCCCACGGAAGAAAACACACAAGACUCUCUUCUUCUUUUGUUUUGUUUUUUUUUUUUGUUUAAUUUUUUUAUUUUCUUUUUCCUCCCCCGAUGUGUGCCGUUGUUGAUCAUGUUGAGUGUACAAGUAUAUGGUGAAAAGUGAAAAAAGUAGCCAGCGAUAGUUGCUGUGUGCCAUUAAAUGAAUAAAAAAAAUGUUUAAAAAAAAGGAAAAAAAAAAAUCCAGUUUUUGGGGAGGGGGGGAGGGACCCCCGGGCGUGGCCGUUCAUCCGUCAGUCUCCGCGCCUCUAGCUCUUUCAUUUCGCAGCCCACUUUGAAAAGUUCCAGUCAAAAGAUUGUAUUUUUAUUAAUCUAUUUAAAA
This is a messenger RNA of Salarias fasciatus (jewelled blenny), 5104 nucleotides long. RefSeq names its product ZZ-type zinc finger-containing protein 3-like. The record is from RefSeq and is a predicted model, not a curated record. The transcript has 12 exons. The coding region runs from base 810 to 3932 and encodes 1040 amino acids. Gene Ontology annotation, molecular function: zinc ion binding. Lineage: Eukaryota; Metazoa; Chordata; Actinopteri; Blenniiformes; Blenniidae.